Molecule: messenger RNA, 2713 nt
Organism: Laccaria bicolor S238N-H82
Lineage: Eukaryota; Fungi; Basidiomycota; Agaricomycetes; Agaricales; Hydnangiaceae
Exons: 14
Coding region: 1-2661 (886 amino acids)
Cellular component (GO): cytosol
Molecular function (GO): peroxidase activity; heme binding
Source: RefSeq, a predicted model, not a curated record
AUGUCAGUCUCAAUCCAUCCAAGCCUGAAGCAUCUCUCAAAGCGGUCGAGACUACCAGCGAUAUCGGUGGGGCGCAAGAGAGGGGGCCCCGCUGUCCCAGAUGCUGCUGCUCUCCCAGAUCCUACGAACGUUCAAGGAGACGUCUACCUGGGGAUUCCGAAAGUUCGGAUUUUUCUAAAUGAUUCUUUGUCAGGCUGUCAAGCAUUCAUCUUCUUCAUCAUCGACGAUGUCUCCAAAUUUCGACAAGCUCUACAGACCUACCACCCAACAUCUUCUGCUGACGUAACGAAAGCGCUUCAAGCUAUAUCGACCUCAAAGGAUUCGGGUGGCGGGGACGUUGAUAUUAUCAUGACACAAAUUGCGUUCAGCCAGCUCGGCCUAAAAAACAUUGGAUUUGAUGCUGGCUCGAUGCUCCACGACCGGAAGUUUUUGGGUGAUCAAGGCCCAUGGGACUCUGUCUUUGACCCCGCGACUAUCCAUGGCGUGAUUAUGGUUUGCGCCAAAAGUCAAGACAAGGUGGACUCGGGUGUGCAAACGAUCAAGGACACGUUUGGUGCAUCGUGGGAGAUCAAGCAAACCUUGUCAGGCAAUGCUCGCCCUGGCAAAUACAAGGGAAAGGAACACUUCGGAUAUCAGGACGGUGUAUCCCAGCCAUCGUUGAGAGGCUUAACCACCCCUCAUCGUGGACAACUAGAGGCUGAUCCGGGUGUCCUUAUCUUGGGCUACCCGGGUGAUCCGCUUGUGGACAAUCCGUUAGGGCCCCAGCGCCCUGAUUGGGCUCGUGAUGGCUCCUUCAUGGUGUUUCGCAAACUUGAGCAAGACGUUAAGGGCUGGAACAACUUUGUGGCUAAAAGCGCAAAGUAUUGGCAAGAUUUCACGCCAGUCCCAGAUGAAGUUCAGCCUCCUUUCAAGGACGACGAUGAGAAGGCAAAUUUCGUUGGCGCUGCCUUAGUUGGCAGAUGGAAGUCUGGCGCCCCAAUUCAAUUGGCGCAUUUCCGAGAUGAUCCGUCUCUCGCCACCGAGGACAACGCCAAUAACUUCGAUUAUUCCGUGCCCGGCGUUGUUCUCCCUACAAAUAGAUACUGCCCUUUCAACUCUCAUACUCGCAAAACUGCGCCUAGAAAUCUUGACCCGUAUCUGACCAGGAAAUAUCUGGAAUCGUCUCUUAUCGCGCGCACUGGGAUCCCAUACGGCAAAGAGAUUGACGUGGCACCAACUGAACAACGAGGGCUUCUCUUCGUGUGCUAUCAGUCCGCCCUCGACAAUGGUUUUGUCCGCCAGACUGUUGGCUUUUCGUCCAAUGACUUUUUCCCUACCACUGACGUAUUGCCUCAAAACCACGGUAAACUUUCAGUUCAAGUGUAUGAGACAUUGCUUGAUGCGAACACCUUAGGCCAAGAUCCCAUCACGGGUAGCAACCCAAAGGUGACGGUCGUAGACGAUGCCAUUGCUCUCAACAAAAAGCCCGAAUCUGGACAAGUUACGCUGGCGGUUGUAGAUUCCAAUACCUCUGAAAAGUAUCUCGUGACGGGAUUCCCUCAGCAAGUUAACGACACAGUCGACAAAUAUACCCCAGACUUUUUUGUGACAUCUCAUGGGGGAGAGUACUUCUUCGUCCCUUCCAUUCCAACCCUGACAGCUUGGUCGAAAGCUCCGACAACGACGAAAUCGAAGCUCGAUAUCAUGUUCCUUAUUGACGCCACAGGAAGCAUGGAUCCUUACAUCAAGCAAGCCAGUGCUUCAAUUGGCACCAUAUACGAUAAUGUACUUAGGAAUGGCAGCUGGAGUAAGGACGAUAUCCGCGUUGGCCUUGUCGCAUUCCGUGAUCAUCCGCAGAAAAAAGCGACGACGUUCCUUACGCAGAAGUAUGAUUUCACGUCCGAUAUGUCUAAGGUUUCAGACAACCUAGAUGCUCUAGAGGCCAAGGAUGGCGAGGACUAUCCUGAGGCCUCUGAAGAUGCGUUGGAGGACGCCUUGGAAGCGGAUUGGAACGACGAUGCAGUCAUGGUCACGGUUUUGAUUACUGAUUCGACCCCGCAUGCCACUGGAGAAUCACAUGAUUACUUCAAGGACGGAUGCCCUGACCAGAAUGACCCCGUCGAUAUAGCAGACCGAAUGGCUGACUUGGGGAUUGUUCUAUACGUUCUCGGGUGUGAGCCAAAGCUUAGUGCGAAGACUGCUGGUGGAAUUGAUUUUUACACCGGCAUAACUGCAAAGACGGGGGGGAAGCUGUUAACCCUCAACACGGCAAAUAUAGACCAACUGGGCGACAUCAUAGUAGGAAUGGCCUCGGAUACGUCUGACAGCGAAUUGGCCGUAAGCGAGAACACAUCAGCGAUUCUGAAGCGAAAGGGCGACAAAAUCAGCGACAUCGCGAAUGAUUUGCAUAAGCAACUGACUGCGAAAGGGGUCAAACACUGGAAGUUUACGAUGAGCAACGUUUAUUCAUUCAAUAGCGAUGCCAAAGACAAUGUGAAGGUGUGGUUCAAAGCGAAGAAGCUUGACCAAACUGUUCGAGACAAGAUCAAGAGUGUAAAGGGCAAUCGCGUCAACUCGGACUACCGCAAGGGAGAACGACCUACGGUUACGUUAGAAAAGGAAGCCAUCAGUUAUGACCAGGUGGAAGCUCUUGUGACGAAGUGCUUGCGACGGAGCAAAUAGUCAAAGCGAUCUGCAUUCGUGAACAAAUCGUGUAAAUGUACUUGUGGUAUCG